AUGAUGCAGCGACCAAUAAUAAAAACCGUCCUGCCAGGCCCCAAAUCAAAAGAAAUAAUCGAAGAAGAUACAGCAUAUGUAACGCCAUCAUUUAGUCGCUAUCCAUAUAAGCUUGUUGUUGAGAGAGCUUAUGGUGUUUGGAUUGAAGAUACUGAUGGGAACACUUUUUUGGAUUGUAAUUCAGGCUUUGCUGUUUGUUCAACGGGACAUUGUCAUCCUGAAGUUGUCGAAGCAAUUAUAAAACAAUCGCAAACAUUGAUUCAUAUGUGUUCAACAACUUACUACUAUCGUGUGUUAUCUCAAUUGGCUAAGAAGCUUGAUGAAUUAGUGCCCAUUAAAGCACCAACAAAAACAUAUUUUGCUACUUCAGGAGCUGAAGCAGUCGAAGCCGCAAUAAAACUUGCUAUGUAUCAUACGAAACGACAAAAAUUCAUUUCGUUUAUUGGUUCCUUUCAUGGUCGAAGUAUGGGUACACUUUCAUUGACAGCAUCGAAAAAAAUUCAUCAAGUUGGCUAUAUGCGUCAAGUAUUAGAUGUUGUACAUGUCCCGUAUCCGAAAAAACUUCGUUCACCGUUUGCUAACGUAAUCGAUGAUGAAAGUGCAUCAAAAGCAACAAUUAAUUGGAUUGAAAACAUCAUUUUUAAAACAACAACACCAGCUGAAGAUGUUGCUGGAAUUUUUGUUGAAGCUGUACAAGGUGAAGGUGGUUAUUUUCCGGCACCACCUAACUUUUUAAAAGAACUUCGGCGUAUAUGUGACGAGAAUGGUAUUCUUUUAAUUCUUGAUGAAGUUCACAGUGGAAUGGGGCGAACAGGAAAAAUGUUUGCUGUCGAGCAUUAUGGUGUCGAACCCGAUAUAAUUUGCUCAUCGAAAGGAAUCGGUUCAGGUUUGCCUAUUGGAGUUUGUGUAGCUCGUGCAGACGUGAUGAAUUGGCCACGGGGAUCACAUGCAUCAACAUUCAGUGGAAACCCAGUGUGUAUUGCAGCAUCACUAAAAACAAUUGAGCUAUUGGAAAAUGGCCUUACGGAAAAUGCACGAAUUAUUGGUGACUAUUUAAAAGCAGGAUUACUAAAAUUACAAGACAAAUACGAUUGUAUCGGCGAUGUCCGAGGUAUUGGUUUAAUGGUCGGAGUAGAAAUAGUUGAAUCAAAAAAGAACAUGGAACCGGCACCAGAAUUACGUGAUAAAAUCGAAAUAGCUUGCUACAAUCGAGGUCUACUCAUAUUUGGUGGUGGAGGUAUAAGUGUUAUUCGAUGGGCACCACCAUUGAUUAUAACUCAAGAAAACGUUGAUGUUGCUCUGGAAAUAUUUGACGAAGCAAUAAUGGCUUCGAUAUGA
Molecule: messenger RNA, 1338 nt
Organism: Rotaria socialis
Lineage: Eukaryota; Metazoa; Rotifera; Eurotatoria; Philodinida; Philodinidae
Source: the annotation of a GenBank genome assembly